AGACCCAAGCUAGAGUCCUCCCUUCUCGCCCGGAGCUGCGGUCCCUGCCAUGGGUCUCCUCUGCCUCUACCGCUCCACCCUGCUCAUGGAUGGCCUCCUGUUCCUCCUGAUGCUCGCAGAUCCUGCGCUCCCAGCUGGAAGUCGGCCACCGGUGGUGCUGGUGCCCGGUGACAUGGGCAACCAGCUGGAGGCAAAGCUGGACAAGCCAUCCGUCGUGCACUACGUCUGCUCAAAGAAGACGGAUCACUACUUCACACUGUGGCUGAACCUGGAGCUGCUGCUGCCCUUCAUCAUUGACUGCUGGAUCGACAAUAUCCGGCUGGUCUACAACCAAACGUCCCACACCACCCAGUUUCCCGAAGGUGUGGAUGUGCGUGUCCCUGGCUUUGGGGACACCUUCUCACUGGAGUUCCUGGACCCCAGCAAAAGCAGCGUGGGUUCCUAUUUGCAUACCAUGGUGGAAGGCCUUGUGAGCUGGGGCUACGAACGAGGCAAGGAUCUCCGGGGGGCCCCCUACGACUGGCGCCGAGCUCCAAAUGAAAACGGGCCCUACUUCCUGGCCCUCCGCAAGAUGAUCGAGGAGAUGUACCAGCUGUACAAGGGCCCUGUGGUGCUGGUGGCCCACAGUAUGGGCAACAUGUACAUGCUCUACUUUCUGCAGCAGCAGCCACAGGACUGGAAGGACAAGUACAUCCUUGCCUUCGUGGCACUGGGUCCGCCCUGGGGGGGCGUGGCCAAGACCCUGCGUGUCCUGGCCUCAGGAGACAACAACCGGAUCCCAGUCAUCAAGUCCCUGAAGAUCCGGGCACAGCAGCGGUCUGCUGUCUCCACCACUUGGCUGCUGCCCUACAACUAUACCUGGUCACCGCAGAAGGUCUUCGUGCACACACCUAAGGCCAACUACACGCUGCAGGACUACCGCCAGUUCUUCCAGGACAUCGGCUUCAAAGACGGCUGGUCCAUGCGGCAGGACACGGAGGGGCUGAUUGAGGCCACAGUGCCGCCUGGCGUGCGACUGCACUGCCUCUAUGGUACGGGGGUCCCCACGCCAGAGUCCUACGACUACGAGAGCUUCCCAGACCGUGACCCGAAAAUCCGCUAUGGCAGCGGUGAUGGCACUGUGAACUUGCAGAGCGCCCUGCACUGCCAGACCUGGCGUGGCCUCCAGAAGCAAGAAGUGUCAUUGCAGGCGCUGCCCGGCAAUGAGCACAUCGCUAUGCUGGCCAACACCACUACCCUGGCCUACCUGAAACGUGUGCUUCUCGGGCCCUGAUGCCCGUGACGGGCAGGGCCAUGGGGUGACCCAGCCACCGCUGCUUCUUCUGGCUUCUUCUACCAUGGCCCACAAGUUUAGCGGUUUGUGACUGAUCAUCUAAACUCCUAGAUCUUGGAUUGUGAAAUGGGGAAAUGGUGUUUUCUUAUCCUUCCUCUCUGGAAUUGAGGAAGACAUAGUCUGGACUUACUUGAGGGACCCUUGAUGGCAAGAGUGCUACUGCUGGUGGAAUUGUGACCUCAGGAUAGCUUCAUAAGGGGACUGACUGGCACCUGGCCCCACUCGCCAGUGCCAGAACCGUGUGUUCUUCCUACCCCUGUGGCCUUUUCACACUUGCCCACCAGGCCCUGACUCCUCGGCCUUCUGAUGAGGGAUCUUACUGGCCUGUGGUCCCUAGGAUGGGCUCCUGGCCCCUAGGGUGCACCUUCUCACACACUGGCCACACGUCGGCCUGCUACUGGCCAUGAGUGGCUGGAGCUGCUGGAUUCCCUGUGGCCUAACUGCUCACUCAGUCCAACUGUGGCUUUCUAGGAGCUGCCCAGUUCCCCCUGCAGGCAGGGGUGGGUUGUUGUCUUCUCCAUGUGUUCCCAGUGUUCCCAGGGCCUGGGGCAUUCACUCCUACCUCUCUUACCUCUAAGAACAGCCUAGCUCAGGGCUGGGGACUGGGUCCCAGGAGCCCUGAUCUCCAUGGUUGGUCUGUGUACACAGUAUUGAUGCUGUCUCCCUUCACCCUGGGGCUGUGGGUCAAGGAUGAGAGUGGGCCUGGUGCCUCACCCUUUAGGUACUUAUGAAGAAACAGAACUCAAGGAAGCAGCCAAGGCCAAUCAGAGCCACCCAGAGCUGCCCUCUUGCUAACCUGCCACAUAGCUAGCUGCCCUGCCCUAGGGUCUCUGUAGCACCCACGUAGGCUGGCACGGGACUGAGAGGAGGUGGGACUCUUGCUCACUCUGCCCAGCACCUGUCUCUAGCAAGUAGCUCAGUGGUGUUUAGUCAGCAGGGAUGAGCCCAGAAACUCAAGUGGGCCCCUGAGAGAGCCAGGUGCCUUGAGGGUCCCCUCCAGAGGCGCUGCAUGACUCUCCGUGUGACAGGAGGGAUGGAGGAUCAGGAUCUGCCUUGGUGAUCUCCAAGUGGGCGACGGCCAAGACUUGGCCUCUAGGGUGGGGCCCUAAAGCCACAGUCAGGAUGGACUGUGCUUCGCUCCUACAAGGUUUCUGUAAAGUGGGAUUUUCUCUGUCACAUUCAUACCCAGCAUCAGUUUUUCCCUUCGUUCCUUAGUGGGGGGCCCCAUAUGGGACUCUGAGCAGGUUGUACCUCGAUUCUGGCAAUAAAAGUAUUCUGGAUGCUGUAAAAU
Molecule: messenger RNA, 2624 nt
Organism: Budorcas taxicolor (takin)
Lineage: Eukaryota; Metazoa; Chordata; Mammalia; Artiodactyla; Bovidae
Gene: PLA2G15
Product: phospholipase A2 group XV
Exons: 6
Coding region: 50-1273 (407 amino acids)
Biological process (GO): ceramide metabolic process; phosphatidylcholine metabolic process
Cellular component (GO): lysosome
Source: RefSeq, a predicted model, not a curated record